Molecule: messenger RNA, 1053 nt
Organism: Habropoda laboriosa
Lineage: Eukaryota; Metazoa; Arthropoda; Insecta; Hymenoptera; Apidae
Product: inactive pancreatic lipase-related protein 1-like
Exons: 4
Coding region: 1-1053 (350 amino acids)
Biological process (GO): lipid metabolic process
Molecular function (GO): lipase activity
Source: RefSeq, a predicted model, not a curated record
AUGAAGGUGCACGCCCUGAUUGAUUUCACGUUUAUUUGCUCUGUCCUUGCUCUGCCACAGGCAGAGAAUAACGACAAACAUGUGGACACCACUAUCACUUCUGCUGGGAACAAUUCCUCCGAAAUCUUAGCCGUGUUCGACGACAACGGCAACGUCGUUCCAUUAAACACUAGUGAAACGAACCCGGAAACGUUGGAAGAAACUCAAGACAAACUGAAAAGUAGCAUUUUCUUCUAUUUACACACGAAAAAAACCGUGGACAAUCCCGAGCUGUUGUACUUGAAUAAUGUUGAUUCCGUGAAGAACAGCCAUUUUGAUCCGAAAAAGGAGACAAAAUUUGUCACUCACGGAUGGAUGAACUCUCGGAACAGUCCAUCUUGCACGCUGGUUGUUAGCGCUUUCGUGACACACGGCGAUUACAAUAUCAUCGUGACUGACUGGAGUGCGAUAUCGAUUAUGCCGUAUAUUUGGAGCAGCAAUAGAGUUGUUAUGGUUGCUCAGUACGUGUCUAAGAUGAUCGACUUCCUUGUGUCGCAAGGAAUGAAUACUUCUCAGGUGACUUCGGUUGGUCAUUCUCUUGGGGGCCACGUAGCCGGACUGGCAGCUUACUACGCGAAAACCAAAGUGAAUUACGUCGUCGCUCUGGAUCCAGCUGAGCCCAACUUCCUCUUAUCCGGUCCAGAUGGAAGAGUUUCCGCCGAAGAUGCGGCUUUCGUAGAGGUGAUACACACGAACGGCGGUCUUGAGGGUUUCCUCAAUGCUCUCGGUCAUGCUGACUUCUUUCCGAACGGUGGUUCUGCUCAAAAAGGGUGCAUAGUGGACAUCGGUGGCUCGUGUUCACACUUGCGUUCUGUCCAGUACUACGCGGAAUCCAUUAAUAGUAAAGUGGGCUUUGUAGCGAAAAGUUGUUCGAGUUAUCAGAAUUACACUUUGGGUUUAUGCGAUUCGAACCCUGACGGUCUUAUGGGGGGUGCUGAGCCAAACUUCAAACUCAAAGGCAAAUAUUACUUGAACACAAACGGACAGAGUCCUUUCGCUAAGGGUGCAAAGUAA